This is a messenger RNA of Pedinophyceae sp. YPF-701, 4479 nucleotides long. Lineage: Eukaryota; Viridiplantae; Chlorophyta; Pedinophyceae. The record is from the annotation of a GenBank genome assembly.
AUGGCACCGCCGGCAGCGGGCCCUCAACCAGGAGAGCGCCCGUUGGUGCUCUCUGGCGGCACGCUGGGCUUCGCAGGGUUCCUCCCACUCGACGCGAAAGUCAGGAAGGUCAACUUCCACCCCGUGCUGCCGCUCGCGCUCAUCACGGUCGACAGGGAGGCCCUCGUGUGGGACGUCAUCGCGAACCAGGUCGUGCGCACGAUCCGCCCGAAUGACCCGGACUUCGCCAAGGACCUUGACCUCGAGGUCCGCCUGCAGACCCAGCGGCGGGCCGGUGAGGCGUUCCGUGGCGACAUGCUUCCUGCGGACACCAAGCACCCGCCCGCCGCGCCCGUCGGCAACCUGCUCGCGGCGACGUUCUGCGACGCGGACGCCCUGUACUGGCAGGAACACAACGUCGCUACGAUGACCGAGCGCAGCCCCACGGACGCGUCAGUGCCGGCGCCGGGCGUGCUCACCGAGUGCCCCCCGACGCUCCACGGGCGCCGUUGGGUCCUCCUCGUGUGCGAGCAGCGCGCCGUCCUGUACGACCUCGUCACAGGAGACUCCUCCGUCGUCCUCCGCCGCGACCUGGGCGCCAAGGCCUUCACAACAGGCCUUGCCUUUUCUAUGCUGUCCGUGCCCGGGCCCGUCGCGACCCCGCGGGCCCGCGGACCGUUCUUCGCCCUGGGCUCGCAGGACGGCGCGGUGCGCGUCCUCGACGCCGACCUCCGCGCCGUCGCCGUCCUCGCCCCCGCCGACGGCUGCCGCGCGGUGACGUGCCUCGCCGUCGCGCCCGGCGCCACCUCCGCGGCGCCCCCGACGCUCGCCGUCGGCACCGCCUGCGGCGGCGUCUACCUCUACCGCCUCGGCGACUCGCUCACCGCGUUCCGCGCCGCUCCGCACCCCGGCGCGCCGCUCCCGAAGCUCGAACCGCGCGCGUUCCGCGCCAAACUGCACGGCGCCCCCGUGCGCUGCAUCGCGGCGCUGCCGGCGACCGGCGCCUCGUCCGACGCGCGCCUCGUCAGCGUCGGCGAGGGCCGCAUGCUCAUCGUGCACGCGCUCCCGACGCUCGACGCCCGCGCCGCAACACGCCCCCUCAACAUCCGGGGCUACUGCAGCGCCGUGGCGUACUGCCCCGCGAUGUUCCCGGCCGACGUGGCGCUCGUGUCGCCGCAGGUCUCCGCGGUGCUCGUCAUGCCGAGCUCGGUCCGCGCCAACAUCCUCGAUAAGGGCUCGCACAAGGGGAAAGACAGGGCCGCGGUGGCGAUGCCGCUGGACAAGCUGCCGAAAGGCCAGAAGGACGCGCCGAAGCUGUACUGCCUCGAGGUGCACCCGACGCGGCCGGAGAUCGUCGUCGUCGGCGCGAACGCCGGCGUGGCGGUGCUGAAGGUGCGCGCCAAGGGGUCCCCGUGGCCCGCGUGCGCGGCGGCGCCGCUCGGGCGGGCGGUGCGGCUGCUGGGCGGGACGCCGACGUCCGCGCGGGACAAGAACGUGCCCGUCGAGGUGCUCGUGAACCCGAGCGGGCCGAAACUGGGCGUGGUGCGGUAUCGGCUGGAUCCGACGGCGCUGGACGAGCUGGGCAGGGCGGAGCCGGGGGGGUGUCCGAAGGCGGGGGCGGUGCUGCAGGCGGCGGGCGCGGACAAGGUGCCGGACAUCGCGUGGCCGAUGCUGGAGCGGCACCCGGAGAAGCCCGUGAUGGUGGCGCCGGCCGCGGGGGGCGCUGUGGGUCUGGUGACGCCGAUCGUCCGGAAGUGGAUGGUGGUCGCGAAGGAGCCCAAGGGGUGGGUGCGCCUGGACAUGGGCGAGGGGACGUCUCUCGCGUUCAGUGCGGACGGGAGCUCCUUUGCCGUGGUCAGCACGCCGCCGGUGCAGAUCCCGAAGGCGCCGAACGAGGCGAAGAAGCUCCGCGGGAAGAAGGCGGCGGAGGCAGCGCAGGCGGCGCGGCAGCGGGCGAUGGCCGCGGAGGCCGCUGCGAUAGCGUCUGCGAAGGUCACGUUGCGCAUCGUCAAUAGGUCGUCGUCCGGCGCGCUCAGCACGGAGGAGCUGCAGCCCCUCCCGCUCUCCGACGGGCGCGUGCCCGUCAAGGUGCACGGGGGGGGUCUCCUGGGGGUUGUUUACACGCACAGCUCCACGGGCGCAGUGCAGCGGCUGCAGUUCUACGCCUGGCUCACCAUGGAGGCCCUCGGGCCGGACCUCCCCGCGCCCACGUGGCUCGAGUGGUCCCCCACCGCCGACCUCUGCGCCCUGGGCCACAGUCACGGUUUGGAUAUCUUCGGGCUCACACUUCUAGAUAUAGGCGACUGGCGCUUCCACCACGUCGCGACGCUGCCGAUCUACGCGUCCCAGAGCGGCGCCUGGGCCGUGUCCCCCGGCGGCCGGCGCCAGCUCCUCAUCACGACCCCAGACGAGGUCCUGCUUGCCACACUCGGCGGCGAGGGCUCGGCCGGUCCGGCGGGCGCGAGCGGCGCGGCUGUGCAGACCGCCGUCGUGGCGUCCUUCGCGACGCACCCAGUCUCCCACGCGCCCGCGGGCGGCCCGGACGGCCCCGGCGCGGCGCUGGCAACGGCGGCGGCGAUGACGUCGCAGCCGCGGCCAAUCGGCGCGCUUCGAGCGCUCGGGCUCGCGAACGGGCACGCGUGGGUCGUCGACACCCGCGGCUGGCCGCACGCGUUCGCGCUGGUGCAGCCCACCGCGGCGCUCGGGCAGGCGGUCAGCGACGGCAGCGCCCGCCGCGCAGCGGCGGUGGUCAAGGCCGGCUGCAAGGCGCUCGGCGGCGUGCUCGGGAGGGACGCGGUCGCGGGCCUGCUCGCAGAGGCCGUCGCGAACCAGGGCCGCGAGGCCUGCAAGCUCGUCCUGCAGAGCCAGGCUCUCCCGCUCAUCGCUGAGGUUCGCGCCGCCAUCAUCGCCGGGCAGUUCUCGAGGGCGCUCGAGUGCCUCCAGGAGCUCCUCGGCGCGCGGCCGUCGCGCGAGGAGAUCGCCAAGGGUUGGCUCGUCGACCUCGCGGACCCGGGCGAGCCGGCCGCCAGCAGCGCCGCGGAAGACCCGCAGUCGAUGGAGGACGCUUUCGCGGCGAUUGAGGCGACGAUCGCCGGGGGGCGGGACGCGGCGGGGACACAGGCGUCCGUGUCGGGCGCUGAGCCGGCGGACCGGUCCGGGAACGCGGCGGCGACGGACGACGUGUUUGGUGGGUUUGGUGGGGGGGGGGCUGACGCGGAGGACGGGCUGGACUGGGGGUUCGCGGCGGGGGGCGUGGACGACGAUUUCGGGUUCGGGGACGGCGACGGCGGCGCGGGGGAGUUCGACGACAUGCUCGAGAAGGUGCUGGCCGGGCGGGAGGCGGACGCUGCUCCGCCGGCGGCCGGCGGCGGCGCGGUCGCGGGGAGUGCCGGCAGCAGCUCGUACGACGAUCCGUUCGGCGGCGACGACGCGUCGUCGUCGUCCGGCGGCGUGCCGGAGGGCCUGGCUGCGCCGGCGGGCGAUGGCGAUGGCGAGGGUGCGGGCGGCGACGGCGGGCGCAAGAUGAUUGCGUGGUCGCUCGACGGCAGCGACGAGAGCGGAGCGGCGGGCCCGGACAGCAGCGCGGCGGACGCCCGGCCGCGCGAGAGCCAGGCGGAGUCCGCGGCGGCGGCGCUGGAAGGCUACGGGCGCGACGCUGGCGACGCCAAGGCGGCCCAGGAGCUCCGCGACCUCUUCGGCGGGGCAGACGAGGACGCGGACAAGGCGUGGGGCGUCGGGAGCAUCGACGGGGACGAGGAGGACGACCUCGACGCAGCGCGGCCGGUGGGGAGCAAUCCGUCGGACUGGGGGGAGGACGCAGGACACGAGGGCGUGCGGCCGGCGCUCGGGCUGCUGGACUGGGACGCGUACUUGGCGAGGCACCAAGCGGAGCAGAGCCUGCGCGCUCAGCCCGAGGCCGUCGCCGCGACGGAGAGCAACGCCCCGCGUGGUGCGGCGCAGCGCGACUCUCUCCUCGGGCGCGCCGUCGCCGGGCCCGUCGUCGUCGCCGAGGCCUCGCGCCUCGUGCAGGCUGCGUGCCGCGCGGGCGAGGCUCGCGCGGCCGCGGAGGGGCUCGGCCUCCUGCUCAGCGUCAUGCUGGCAGGCAUGGCAGGCCCCGGCGGCGGCGAGGCGCUGACGGAGGCGCUGCGCGCGCUCGCGCUGCUGCGCGGCGGCGGCACGGCGACCGCGCAGAUCUGCACGUCGGUCGCGCGGGCGCUGGCGUCGGCGUGGAGCGACAACAGCGGCUCCGCGGGCACGCUGGACGCCGGGGCGGUGGACUCGCUGCUGUUCGCGGCGGCGAUGAGCGGGAACAGCGCGUUGAUGCAGGGGCUGCUGCCGCGGGUGGGGCUGCCGGGGCUGGCGGCGGCGAUGCGUGUGGCGCAGUCGGGGGGGAGUGAUUUGAUGGGGGGUGUCGUCGCGGAGGGGGCGCUGCGGAGCUGGAACGCGGCGCUGCAGGAGUGCGCGGGGCCUGACGCGCCGUACGUGGCCGUGGAGAUGUGA